GGUACAGAUUUUCAGGAGCGGGAGGGGCAUUCGCGGAGUGGUUAGUCUUUGGCUGUCACCCAGCUGCGACCUGAAAGCUCGCAGCUGCUCCACUUUCGGACCACUUUCGACGUGGGAAGCCCUGCAAGGGCGGCAUUGUUUAUGUGCCUGACUGACUGCGACGGCUAUGAUUUGCAAAAGAGCCUGUUGUAGUGACUCCCAUGAGAAGCGCCGCCUGUGACCGACCAUGGCAGAUCUGAAUGAAGUGAGCGAAGGAAGCAACGCAGAGUGGGACAACAGCGCACUGCCCACACUGGUGAGUGUUGAGCGUUGAGCCGAUAGGCAGCAAAGAUCCAGCCCCUCGGCUACUGAUUUGAUUGUCUGUCCUUCACGCGAUGCUCUGUCGUGUCUGCCUGUCUGUCUGUCUGUGUGUCUGUGUGUCUGCAGGGCGUGCGGACCCAUCGGGUGAGUGGCAGCAGCGUCAAGGUGACGCUAGAGACAUGCCCACUGGGUGCCCGCUUUUUGGUCGCCGUGGCCGACGCGGUCGACGCUGCGGGCUGCGAAAUCACUCACAUCAAAUAUGACGCCAAGGUGAGUCAGUCGCGGCCUCCUUCCUGUCUUUGGCAUCGAUCUAUGCAUGCGCUGAUGUGUGUGCUGAUGCGUGUGCAGGUGGAGCCGCCCCGUCGGUACCCCUGGACGGCCAAGCUGUGUGUGACGGUUGAGGAAACACAGCCGCUGACCUACAGCAGCUGCAGCAAGGACAGGGAGGCCGUCAGGGAGGCCGUCCUGCGGGAUCGGCUGGGAAGAGUCUGGCAGAAGUCGGCCGACCAGCCGACAGUGCACCCAGACGAACCGUUCUCGUAAGCAAGUCACACAUUCACACACACACACACACACACAGAGAGAGAGAGAGAGAGAGAGAGACAGCAGCACACCACACCCACCACACCCUUAAAGUCUGUGUGCACAUGGAUGGGUAUGCAUAUCAGCAACUGGCGUCGCAAGAAGCGUUCGAUGAUCGACGCGCCCUCGGUGGUGCCGCAUCGGCCAUUUACAAUGGAGGUGAGGGCGCUCCCGGCCCACCUCAUGGCCCACGUGGCGGCGCAGGUGAUGCACGUCGGCCUGUUGCCGACCGCCGUAGAUCUGUCGUGUGCGGCCAAGGGUAACAACGGUGAGGGAAUGGGGGGCCUGUGGGGCAGCAUGACGCUGCGCAAGGGGGUGCUCGUGAAGAUCGUGCAGCGGGAGGCCAGGGAAUCUGACGAUAGUGUCGCAGACAGACUCAACAAGGUCAGCGAGCAGAUGAGCAGAUGAGCAUUCAUUCACCGCUUGUGCCUGCCACAUUCCUUUCAUGCGUCCAUCCAUACAGUCGAUAGAGCGAGUGCUGGUGUCGCCCAUUGAGAUCUUCAGCCGAGACAGCCGGCCGCCAGCAGCCAGCGUAUCCAUCACGCCACAACGAUCUGCCGUCGGGGGCUUCACUCGGUACGUAGGCCAUCGGACAGCGAUCGAUCAGUGUUGUGUUCAUCCGUCUGUUUCUCUCUCCCUCGCACACUCAGGAGUGCCGGCUCGCUGGUACGCAGUGUUGUCCGCGGCCUGUGUCGCCCACGACCUGCAGACGCCGGGACGGUGCCGCCCGCCACUUCGCGCGUCGAGGUGGUCGAGGUGGCCAGGAAGCACUCGCUCGAUCUGCUGCGCCGCAUGCGCAGCUUCUCCACCCCAUCCGUCCGUCCACACAGGGAGAGAAGCCCGAGAAGUCCCAGCAAGGGCGGCAACACACUGGAGGCCGCCAUCGACGCGCGCGAGAGUCGGUCAACAAGUGCGUCCAGCCAGCCAGCCGAGCUGCCGAUCGAGCUGCUGCUGCGCGAGGAGCACCACGGUCAUGAGGAAGGCGACACAUCGCCGAGGGGUGCCAAGCGGACGCCGCUGGACGAGACAGGUCAGGAGGGGGCGGUGCAGACCGUGGGGGUCAUUCCACUCAAACCCAUGUGCAGAGGCGCGUAGACAGGACGGUGGGAGGUGGGGGAUUGGCUAUCGGAUGGAGGGAGGGUGGGAAGCGUUUGUUCGAAAUUGACGAUAUAGGAGUAUUCGUGGAUCGGAUCCCCUUUUUUAUUUCUCCUCUGCAUACGUGCGAGAGCAUAGGGAGGCGCGCCGUGCCGCGUGGGAGGUAGGGUGUGGGCAAUGAAUGGGGCAAUGGGGAAGGGGGUGUUGUGCUGUGAUGGGUCUGCGGCCCUCUCUAAUCACGAGAGAGUUUUCCACCGAGACACAUACACGCAGACACGGACCUAUCACGGGGGGAUGGAUGAAUGGAUGGAUGGAUGGAUGGACGCACGCAUCAGCUGUCCCCCCGUCCCUGAUCAGGGUGUUUGCCUGCCUGCCUGCCUGCCUGCCUGCUGAAUUGCUCCUUUUGGGUGUAUUGAAGCGCGUACAAGGUGGGUGUUUUGUUUCCCGUUGGUGUUUCUUGCGUAUGCCCGUUGGAAUGCAUGGGAUGGGAUGUGUGUAGUUACGUGAGGUUACGGAUGGCGAGUGCUUGAGUGUGCCAUCCAUCCUGCCUAGAUCCGUAGUGGUUUAUUGCCUACCUAUACCUAUCUCUCUCUCUCUCUCUGUGUGUGUGUCUGUGUGUGUGUGUCUGUUCACCAACCAGGUCGGGGUGCGACAUGGUUGAGUAUGCCUGACUGCCUGCCUGCCUGCCUGCCGUGUUGAUGGAGGGGUCGAUGGGUUGAUUGGUUGAUCGUGCAGUCAGCACAUGGCUGGAUGGCUGGAUGGCAAAUGUGUCGGUACCGAUGCAAGAGUUCGCGUUGCGUUGUGCGUACGUACGUAUGUCAGGCGGGAAGGCAGACACAAUUGGGGGCUGUCUGUCUGUCUGUCCUACUCUCUGGGUCUCUGUCCCUCUUUGCCUGCCUGCCUGCCUGCCUGCCUGUGUGUCUAGCCUUUCGCCUGCUACAUUUACUGAUCGCACGCACGUGCCCGACUAUCUUUCUCGGCGUGUAUGGCUAUCUGUCUGUCCGUCCGUCUGUGUGUCUGUGUGUCUGUCUGUCUGUCCAUCGCUCCUCUGUCGGCGCCAAAGCUGCCAUGGCUGCGCGGGUGUGCUUGCUUGGUAUCGGGUCCACCCUGCUUGCUCGUCUGCCUGUAUACGAGGCACGUUUACAACCUCUGCGCGUGUGUGUCUUUGCAUGUGUGUUUGGUGACAUGGGUCUGGCUGCGUAGGGCAG
Molecule: messenger RNA, 3185 nt
Organism: Vitrella brassicaformis
Lineage: Eukaryota; Vitrellaceae
Source: the annotation of a GenBank genome assembly